GUCCUCCCAAUUUCGCUCAAACCCCCACAGGCUUCACAUGCUACGCCGCAUACUAAUCAGAACCUCUCGAGCACGCGCUUGCCAUGCGCCCGAAUUCGAACAUGCAACCUCGGGUCUUGCCAUCCUCGUCAUCGCACGUACCCUGCAAUUGACGACAUCUCACCGCAAGCUAUGAGCACCCAGCAGAGCCCCAUUCAAUUCUUCGAGGGCGGCUCAGUGGUUAUGGAGAGGGGCUCAGAACUCGGACGGAGGGGGAUGGAGCGCUGGGACAAUGCGGAUGAGGAGGUGAUGGUUUCGCAACAUCGCUCAGACCGCGCAUCGGCAAUCGCCUCUCUGCAAGCUAUAAACGAUCGGGAAACUCCCUCAAGACACCUCGAGGGAUGUCUCGUGGUGGUAGAGAGCAUUGAAUUAGAUACGGUGUUCCAAGGACGCGGAUGGAGGGAUGAGAUCCGCAGACGCAGGAAUGGCAGUACGAGUAAUGAUCUACGCCGUUUCACCGUUUACACUGCCGCUCACCAGAUCCUUCUCGGCGAACGCGCCCACCUGAUCGAAUUCCCCUCCGUGCUCCUUCCUCCCGGUGCAACCACUGGAUCCAUCGUCAACAUCUCCGUCCUACAGAACCACGCCGAAGAGAAGAGGAGAGACGACGCGUUUUGGGUGCUGCAGGAUGAGAUACACGGAGAGUUUGGAGUGCGUACGCCUGAGCCACCGAAACUCCAACUGCGCAAUGUGACACAGACGUCCGUGACCCUUGAGUGGCCCCCCAUUGAACUGGCCACAGCCAAGUUGCGAACGUUGGACCUUUACCGCAACGGGCAGCGCCUCGCACCGAUCCCAAACCCGGCGACCAACACUUCUAGUAAGAUUUCGGGGCUGGAGCUCGACACCGAGUACACAUUCCAGCUUAUCCUGCGCACGACGGCGGGGACAUUCCCCUCGGAACUGCUGCGCGUGCACACGAACACCAUGAUCGACACCUCUGGCGUACGCGUAUGCUUCGGAACAGUCGACGACGCAGGGCUCGUUGAGCAGGCCAAGGAGGCCCUACAGCGCAUCGGUGCGCGGUGGAGCGAGAAGAUCGAGAUUGACACAACGCACUUCGUAUGCACCACACCGGAUACGCAUACACCGACUGGCGUGCCUGAGGUCGAGUAUCAGCGAGCUGUGCAGCUGAGCAUACCUAUCGUCCAGCCGCAUUGGAUCUUUGCAUGCCAGUCUGAGCGUCGAUUGGUUUCUAUCGCGCAGUUUGGACUAGGAGCGACACCACCGAACGCGCUACCCUCUCAGCGCCCACAGUCCAUGUCUGCUGCAUCUCCCACCCAACGCUCACCCGCCAGCGCAGCCGCUGCGCGACAGUCGAUGACACCGACCGUCUCGCUCAUUGGCCGGCCCGCGACCUUCAUAGGACAGUCGGCCCGCAAUACCCCACCACCAACCGCGCCGGUCGUCACUGUCGAAGAAGCUCGCUCGGAGGAUGAAGAAACUGACGUGGCCGAGCUGGAGGCGAAACGAAUCGACUUGAUGGGGAAGCGGGCAAGCAAGACCGGGACGAUGAACAUGGAGUUUGAAUUCCCACCUACGUCUCCGAAAAGUGCCGGCGCUGAAGAUUCGGAUGCUGCGGAUGUGGCCGUUGAGCCGAAGAGCAUUGAGGUUCCGCCGCCGCUGGUCGUAGAGAAAGAGACAGUGUCUAGUGUGAGGACUGAGGGUAACGUCUAUGAUGACCUGGGCGAGACAGAGGACAUCCCGUUGUAAUAGGGCUUUGUGCGCGGUCUGCUCUGUGGGAGCAGCACGUUGAAGACGCAUGUCAAUGCCGCGGGCAAGGCGGUCCCGAACGGAUGUAUCUAAUCAGCGCUCAAACCAUACAAAUAAUUUUUAUCUUGAUACUACGCUCCCAGUAUUUUGAGAUCCCGCAA
Molecule: messenger RNA, 1913 nt
Organism: Mycena citricolor
Lineage: Eukaryota; Fungi; Basidiomycota; Agaricomycetes; Agaricales; Mycenaceae
Source: the annotation of a GenBank genome assembly